AUGUUGCCCCAUCCAACUUCCUUACAGUUAUCCAGCAAACUUCAAGCUCUAAAAAUACCCACCCAGCACGCCCCGAAUCACCAAAAUGACACUGAUCCAUCAGCAACUGCGUGUCUGAAUGCCUGGAAAGAAGAAACAACGAGAGUUCUUGAGGAGUUAAAAGAUCUUAUUCACCAAACCGAAUUUACGCGUCUCGCGAAUACGGAUAUGGCUGAACAAGUGGAACUCAUAUCUGUAGUCGCGCGGUUCGAAGAGGAAAACGCGUCAUGGACCACGCCCCGGACGAAGGCGUUGGCUGUGGAGAUUAUGCAGGUUUUCUCUGAACCUACCAUCGCUGUCGUCACAGAAGUUUUGAUUCGACAUAUCAAGCCGGUAUUUCAAAGGAAUCCUCAUCCAUCAUUGAACAUAUCGACAGGAAGAAAGUUACAUAGACAAGCGGGUGGUAUCAUGGCCUCGCAAGAUUUCUAUGAAAAUCAAGAUUGGAAAGAUAAUGUUGGGCUGCCCACGUUAGUUUCUUGGUGUGUUCGACAUAUAAAGGAGACGGACUACAGUCGUGUAUGGCACCUGGUUAUACCGCCAAUAAUGACGAUGAUAGAUGACUAUCAGGUUCCGUACAAGUUGAGAGGAGUUGUGAUCGUCUCCCAACUACUUGAACGGGUUCCGCAAGAUCUUCUCAAGAGAACAGGGAUCGACGGUCUUAUUCUUAAAGCUCUGAACAAUUGCUUGGGUCACUUUGACCACGAAUGCUCUCCGAGUCUAAUCCGCUUAGCGAUUAAUGCUUCCUUGUCGUUAAUCAUGUUGGCCACAACGUCAGGGUCAUCCGCGCGUUUUGAUCAACUUUGUGCUUUGCUAGGUGACGGAGUCAUUGGCACAAUUUGGCUUUAUGGUGAUAGGAAACCAGACGUCAUCCGUGCAUCGAUAGAGGCCCUUCCUCCACUCAUCCGCGUUCUCAAAGUUGGAGCAGCCCGUUACCUCAAGGCCCUUAUACCUCAACUUGUCCACCCAUUAUGCCCUUCCCCAUUUGGUAGUCCGAAUGUGAAGUUGCAGAUCAGCUCUUUGGAUGCACUUGCGACGAUUCUUGAGUUCUGUUCACCCCGAAUAAAUGACUGGAAAUGUACGAUUUUGGAUGGUGCCGCCCGGUGUUGGGUCUUUAUUAUGGAGAAGAAAUGGGACAUAGACGAAUCUGAAAGGGAAGAAUUGAAAAUCCGACUUCGAACGGUAUGCGGAAUGUUGGCAAAGAUAUGCCCCUCGGUUGUACAGGUCGAGUUCGAAAGCUUAAUUCAAUGUGACCAUGCUCUAUUUCACGACCUGCUUCUUUGA
Marasmius oreades (fairy-ring Marasmius) is the source of this 1320-nucleotide messenger RNA. RefSeq lists its product as uncharacterized. Gene Ontology annotation, cellular component: cytosol; nucleoplasm; centrosome. NCBI's taxonomy places the organism in Eukaryota, Fungi, Basidiomycota, Agaricomycetes, Agaricales, Marasmiaceae. The coding region runs from base 1 to 1320 and encodes 439 amino acids. The record is from RefSeq and is a predicted model, not a curated record. The transcript is spliced from 7 exons.